GUAACCGACCGGCUUGCUUUCAUAUCAGCCACUAAGCAACCACCAAACCAGGAGGUCAGGCAACACAGUGCAAGUCAUCCUGACUACAUAGUUUUAUAUCAGUUGUUGGAGGUUGUACUAUUGUUUGCUAGCCAGCUCUUAGCCAGCAGUUACAGUAGCAGACACUCAUUAGCAACUUGUUAGCUCUCCACCAGAGAACCACAUGGAUCCCCAAAACAGCAACAUGGACAGUGAGGCGAAGAUGUUGCUGAGCCACGCCAAGACUCUCAGGCUGCAUACCGGGAAUUUAGUCAACCGAAGUCGGCUGAAAAAGAAAUGUCCGUGCUCUCCAAGCGAAGAGCUUCAAGACUGCAUUAAAGCCACACUGACUGAUUGGUCUUCUGCAACGAAACCGGCAUCCAAGGACUUCCCGGACACACUGGACUGCUCCAUCCCCCAGGCAACAGAUGCUAUUACGCCUGAAGAGAGGGAGGAACUGAGGGUCACAGUCAAGCUGUUCCUGUGUGAGUCGGUCCAGUCCUCCAUCAGAGACGCAGUGGAGAAGGUCUGCCAGACGCUGGCAGUCUCCCAGCUCGACUCGGUCAUCAUAGCUCCAACAUGGCCUCUGGAGGGUGACAGCCAAAGUUUGGCUCACCUUCAGCCGGCUUGGGAGGAGCUGGAGGCUCUGGUCAGGAGCCAGCAGAUUGCUGCUAUUGGCACCUCUGACCUGGACAAAGAUCUGAUGGAACAGCUCUACAACUGGGCUCAGGUGAAGCCCAGCAGUAACCAGGUCAACCUGGCCUCCUGCUGUGUGAUGCCUCCUGACCUGACGGCCUUCGCUAAGGAGUUUGACAUCCAGCUGCUCACACACAACGAUCCUAAAGAGCUGAUGUCAGCAGCCACCUUCCAGGAGGCGGUGCAGGAGGGGACGCAGGACCUGAACAUCGCGGACUGGAGGCUGCAGUGGGUCCUGCGCUACUCCAUUAUUGUUAAGAGCCGGGGCAUCAUCAAGGCUAAGGGCUACCUGGUCAGUGCGCGGAAGGCGAGCCCCUAGCACACCCCACUGGAGGAGAAGACACAUGGAUGAAGCCAUUUUCCUCCUUUUCCAUUGACACACACACACACACACACACACACACACACAACAUGCAAAGUAAACAGCUCUGAUGGAUGCUGCCAAUCACCAUGGGUCUCAAAGUCAUUGUUUUAUAUAACAGAUAAAGUUGCAUCUUGAUCAUGUAUGAUUUCUUCAGUUGAUGCAAGUGCUCAUUCCUCUCAGUGAGAUCUACAGACUGUGAAGAACAAACUGUGAAAGGGAGCUUCACAGACGACCAGUUGAUUGACAGACGGGCACAUUUGUCACCACAGUAGACGCUGCUUUAAUGAUGGGAAAUGUUGGUUGCUAAACUUUGAUCCAAGGUAACGGAUCCUUACCCUCGUUCUGACUUGAAGUGCCUCUCAUCUUUUUCUCUCUGUCCUUCGUCUCCACCGUGUCGAGUGACUCAAGCUUUAAAUGUUUCAGUCUGAAGGAAAAGAUUACUAGUAGAUAAAGCAAAAAGUAGAGAUUUCAUUGUUUUUAGUACAGAUAUUGGAUUUCUCCUGCUGCGUGUGUGUGUGUGUGUGUGUGUGUGUGUGUGUGUGUGUGUGUGUGUGUGUGUGUGUGUGUGUGUGUGUGUGUGAGAGAGACACACCAUUUGCAUUCUUCAAUUGAGAAAAAGGAUGCGCUAAUUCAAAUCAAACUACAUAUGAGAUGUUUAUUUUAUGACGAUUGACUUUCACUGGUACAGCAGACAACUACGUGAGUGUAUAUAACUUUAUUUUAUCAUACAUUCUUUUUCUAACCAUGCACUGUUUUUGACGAUGCAUUGAAAUGUUUACCCACUUGGUGCUCGAGAUUAGUCCGAGGAUUGAGAUUACAGCAAUAUUUUGAGAUUGACAUCCAUAACAGGCUUAUGUCCUCUAUAUGUGUUGUUGUUGUUGUUGUUGUUGUUGUUGUUGUUGUUGUUGUAGCACUGGAAACUCCGUGCCAAGGAGAAGUUCACAUAUGUAAACUCUGAGGAGGAGCUUUUAUUUAAGAAUCGUGGUUGUUUUUCCAGACUGGAUCCAGGUAAUCUCACUAUCUGUUGUGCUGUAAACAUAUUUAAUGUUGUCUUAUAUCUGUAUAUCAUGAAUUGGCAUUAUUAAAAAUUAUAAAACCGA
Messenger RNA from Cottoperca gobio, 2178 nucleotides. It is a transcript of the gene gclm, whose product is annotated as glutamate-cysteine ligase, modifier subunit. Gene Ontology annotation, molecular function: enzyme regulator activity; glutamate-cysteine ligase catalytic subunit binding. Gene Ontology annotation, biological process: glutathione biosynthetic process. The transcript is spliced from 7 exons. The record is from RefSeq and is a predicted model, not a curated record. Gene Ontology annotation, cellular component: glutamate-cysteine ligase complex. Lineage: Eukaryota; Metazoa; Chordata; Actinopteri; Perciformes; Bovichtidae. The coding region runs from base 203 to 1033 and encodes 276 amino acids.